Molecule: messenger RNA, 2904 nt
Organism: Homo sapiens (human)
Lineage: Eukaryota; Metazoa; Chordata; Mammalia; Primates; Hominidae
Gene: ENSA
Product: endosulfine alpha
Exons: 4
Coding region: 143-544 (133 amino acids)
Cellular component (GO): cytoplasm
Source: RefSeq, marked reviewed
ACGGGCAAGGGCCGCCAUUUUGACUGAGCAACCCUAGUGACAGGAGCCGAAGCAGCAGCGCAGGUUGUCCCCGUUUCCCCUCCCCCUUCCCUUCUCCGGUUGCCUUCCCGGGCCCCUUACACUCCACAGUCCCGGUCCCGCCAUGUCCCAGAAACAAGAAGAAGAGAACCCUGCGGAGGAGACCGGCGAGGAGAAGCAGGACACGCAGGAGAAAGAAGGUAUUCUGCCUGAGAGAGCUGAAGAGGCAAAGCUAAAGGCCAAAUACCCAAGCCUAGGACAAAAGCCUGGAGGCUCCGACUUCCUCAUGAAGAGACUCCAGAAAGGGGAUUAUAAAUCAUUACAUUGGAGUGUGCUUCUCUGUGCGGAUGAAAUGCAAAAGUACUUUGACUCAGGAGACUACAACAUGGCCAAAGCCAAGAUGAAGAAUAAGCAGCUGCCAAGUGCAGGACCAGACAAGAACCUGGUGACUGGUGAUCACAUCCCCACCCCACAGGAUCUGCCCCAGAGAAAGUCCUCGCUCGUCACCAGCAAGCUUGCGGGGUAACCUGAGCCCCCCUCUCCUCCCCUUCCUCAACCACUGGACGUUUAUAUAUUAUAGGCAGGGAUGAAAUGGGCACCUAGUCAGAUCUUCUCAGCUUGCUAGCCAGAAAUGACUGUGAUUCUGCUGGGGGCUGCUGAGAAGGUAAUGUAGGUUGAAAAGGGGCUCUAAGUUUAUUUAUUUCGUUAGAUUGACACUUCCACACACUCCCUGUAGUCCAGGUAGGGCCCAGAAAUAGGAAAGGCUAGGAUUGGAUAAUGCUGCAAAUGCUUUUUUUGUGUGAGAAACUGGAGAGAUGUGAUUUCUCCUUUUGGGAGAGAAUGUCCCAAAAUUGAUUAGGCUGAGCCUUGGGAAUAGUUUGGCAGGUUUAACAUCCCAAGGCUAACCUAACGUAGUUGGGAAAGGUAGAUUGAAUGAGACAUGUUUUCUGUGCUUCUAAGUGUUCUGUCCCUUAGGCUGCUAUUGCUUCAUGUUUCCAUUAUGGCAGGUUUAGAGAAUCCUUAAAAAGAAAAAUUGACUUGCUUGCCUAAAACUACAGUGCCCCCUUAGCCUCCAUUACUUAGUAUCUCUUACAGUUUGCUCUGGCUCUCAAAUAAUAUAAAGAUUGAUGAACAUUAUUCACAGAAAAUGGGCACCUUCUCUCUCUCUUCCAGCAUGUUGCUUUUGAAAGUAUCAUGGGAUAGUGGGACGAGCACUGGUUUAGGAGUCAAGAUAUCUGGGUUCUCACUCUACUCAGUCCCAGCAGAGCUGUUGUAUAACCUUGAUUAAGUCAUUUAGCCUCUCUGGAUUUCUAUUUCCUCAUCUGUAAAAUAGAGUUAAAUGUAUGUAAGAUUGAUUCUGAUUCUGAAGUCUUAACUGCCAGCAGAAAAACUCCAUACUGUUCAUUGUAAAACUAAAAGUGAGGAAGGCUCGUGGGUGGUGAACCUCUGCUCUGUAAUACUGGGAAAGUACUACAGAGGGGAACCAUUUGAGGGAUACAUGAGGAGAGAGUAAAUUGAGGUUUGGGGAUUAUAAAUUCAGGCAAGAGAACCUUAUAGAUAUCACAGUCUUGAGGGUCAAAAAAAAAUACUUAGGAAGCUAGCCAUGGAAGCUUCUUGCCUCUGACCCAGCCCACUUUCCCAGCCUACCUCUGGGCCUUAGCUGCUAAAAAGCUUCUCUGGCAGCGGAGCUGCAGGCCUGAGGAAACAUGCUCAGUCAUGCACAUGUGUUGACCCAUGUUUCAGAUGCAGUCUGAUGCCAGGUAUAUUGUUAGGGAAAGAGGAAGAAGGGUAAACUGAGCUAGCCCCUGGGGCUGAGUACUCCUGCAGGGCUGGAGGAACAGGUUCUUAGAAGAUGAUUCACCUUGGAGGAAGCUGGGGAAAGUGGUUAGGGAGGGAGAGGAGGAAGACUGAGAAAUCUCUGCAUCCCCAGAACUCAGCAACCCAGCUCUUUUAUCAUGAGGAGAGGUAGCCAUGCUGACUCAUGAACAGGUGGAGGAAAGGGGUUGCAGGUGACCAGCAUCUUCAAUCUAGUUACCACCAGCUUGGCUAGAAUUUUAUUGAACGCAACUUGCUAGUUAUGACAGAGAGGACCAGGGUGAGAACUAAUGCUCAAGAGAGCAAGAUUCUGUAAUCCUCUUGCCCUCUCACAUCACAAAUUCUGAUAUGCCAAACAUUUGGCCCAAUGAGAAUGACUGAUAGACUUGCUGAUGUGCAUGUGGGGGGAUGAGGUGUGUAUAUGCCUUUCUCCUGACUGGCCAUUCAGUGUUCAGGCUGUCAUUCAAAUUGGAUAGGAGAAAGUUGGUGAGGAAGGAAUGGAGAGAGCAGGAUCCCUGGACUCCCUGGUCCCCAAACUCCUUGACUGUCACUUGUAAUUGUAUAUAAUUUUUGUGUUUCUUGCUCCAUUUCCUCAUGCUGUCAUCCUUAAAGUCCAUCUGGGAAGGGGAAAAUGCUGAACACCAUUGUAUAGUUUCUUCAACUGUCCCAGCCAUGUUGUACAUAGAUAUGUCAUGUUAUUAUAUAUAUAAAUAUAUAUAUAAUUUUGUACGUUUUCUUCAUCUCCGAUCUUCUCAAAUUCUGUACUUUUUUUCUUUUCUGUCUGAGCUGCCUUCUCUAUCAUUCAGCUUGAGUCCUCAAGACUACUGGUCACAAUGAGUCUGAUUUUUAGGAAGGAAUAGGAGGAGCAGGGAAAUCAGAAAAACUGUUGGUCUCACUCUGUCUCUCUACCUGGUCAUCUUCAAGGCUAAGAAAACAAACAAGCUACAUUCUGUAUUUGCCAGUUUCCACAGCAUGAAGUACAUAGCUUCCUUAGCAAGGAGUGGUCAUUCCAAAAUCCAAAUGCAAAUUGCUUUGAUUAAACCUAGAUUAUUAAAUCCAUUCAGAACAGCA